CAGAUAUUUCCUAUACAAAACAAUGUCAGACUUAGAUUUCGCCUUAGAACCUACGUUGGAGUCGGUGGUGCUGCACGACAGCUUGAAGUGGGUGUUUGUCGGUGGGAAGGGUGGUGUGGGCAAGACGACCACAUCGUGCUCGGUGGCGAUCCAGUUGGCGAUGGCGCACCCGGCCGAAGAGUUUUUAUUGAUUUCGACUGACCCUGCGCACAACUUGUCGGAUGCCUUCAACCAGAAGUUCGGAAAGGAUGCCAAGAAGGUGGACGGGUUGGCGAACUUAUCGUGCAUGGAGAUCGAUCCCGAGAGUGGGAUGGCGGACAUGGCACUGCAGGCGCAAUCGCAGUUCAACAAUGACCCUAACGAUCCAUUGGGUGGCAUGUUUAAGGACAUGACGGGCUCCAUUCCCGGGAUUGACGAGGCUUUGUCGUUCAUGGAGGUUUUAAAGCACAUUAAGACCCAAACCGCAGCCCCAGGGGCCAUUGCUGACGUGGCUGCCAUCACCUACAAAACGAUCAUCUUUGACACUGCGCCGACGGGCCACACCUUGCGGUUCUUGCAGUUGCCAUCCACGUUAGAGAAGUUGUUGGGCAAGGUGCAGACGUUGAGCAACAAGUUUGCGCCGAUGUUGAGCAUGUUGGGUGGCGGUGCUGCGCAGCAGCAGCAGACCCAGGAGAUGCUUGCCAAGUUAACCGAGAUCCAGUCCCAGGUCACCGAGGCCAACAACCAGUUCCAAAACCCCGAGUUGACCACCUUCGUCCCUGUUUGCAUUGCCGAGUUUUUGUCGUUGUACGAGACCGAACGUUUGAUUCAGGAGUUGAUCUCGUACAACAUGGAUGUCACAUCCAUCGUGGUCAACCAGUUGUUAUUUGCGGACUCCACCGAGGACGAGUGCAAGCGUUGUGUUGCCAGAUGGGCUAUGCAGAAGAAGUACUUGUCGCAGAUGGAUGAGUUGUACGAAGAUUACCACUUGGUCAAGAUGCCGUUGUUAGGGAAGGAGGUUAGAGGCUUGGCUAAUUUGAAAAAGUUCUCCAAGUACUUGUUGACUCCGUACGACCCGGUUGUCAAUGGUGGCUUGGUAUUUGACUUGGAGGAUGCGAAAUAGUUUGCAUAAAGAAUUAAACAAAGAAUUAGGCAUAAAAUAUUGAUUGAAGAGAAUUAAUUGAAGAGAAUUAAUUGAAGGGAAUUAAUUGCAGAGGACUAAUCGCAGAGGAUUUCAAAUAGGUAAAGGUGGAAAGGUGUUGGUAAAGGGCCGAAGGCAAUUACAGCAAUUAUAGGUUAAUUACAAGAACCAGCAAUAAGUAUAGUCACAAGUGCAGGAAUUAAUAUAUUUAGCCUUUCG
Molecule: messenger RNA, 1339 nt
Organism: Babjeviella inositovora NRRL Y-12698
Lineage: Eukaryota; Fungi; Ascomycota; Pichiomycetes; Serinales
Product: guanine nucleotide exchange factor
Exons: 1
Coding region: 23-1102 (359 amino acids)
Biological process (GO): post-translational protein targeting to endoplasmic reticulum membrane
Cellular component (GO): GET complex
Molecular function (GO): ATP binding; ATP hydrolysis activity
Source: RefSeq, a predicted model, not a curated record